GGCUGCAAGGAACAAACUUCUACAGAGUUCAGUCACUUGUGCGUCUGAAGGAGAUCUUGCCAUCAGUUUUUGGUCUAAUAGUUAUUAUGAUUUUUAUGAAUGCUAGUUUUUAUAUGAAUUAUUUGGAAUUUUCACCAUUUUUAAGUUCUUUCCUUGUUUACUUUGAAGCAUAAUUUUAGAGUAGUUGCCUUUGUUAUUGUCACAGUCUCUUUCCGUUUAUAUUUUAAAAUCUUGAUCACUCCUAAUAUCAGAAGUGUACUCGUACGAAUGAUUGAAAUAAAAUUAUAAGUGGGAUAUGGGGCAAGCCCAACUUGUGCGAAACCAGAGUGCGAGUAGCAGACUUUGAAAUCCAAAAAAGAAGAAGAAAACGAACCCCCUUUACUCUUUCACAAUCUAAUUGAAACCCUUCGUAGAAUCAGGGAUGUCGGUGUUUAUAGAAUUAGUUGAGACGUUUUGUCUUCCUACUCUAACAGAAGAAUCUUACUACGAUAAAAUCAGUGGUUUACUUGACAGAUAUCCCAAACGCGGUCGUGCCUUUCGAUCAGUUUUACCAGAAAAUGAUCCCAAAACAGCCGAUGAUUACGUAUCCAUGAAAUUUUGUACAAUAGGGAGAGUUCCUGUAUAUGGAAUCUACAACAAGAGUGACUUGCAGCUUAGUGCUGUCUGUGUCCAAGGAACCUUGUUUGCUAUUGAUGAUUGUGAUUUGGAUCCGAAUCUUGUUCCUGAUCUUCAAUUUCACAGAGUUAUUUUAGAUAUUCGACACUCUUCUUUAGCAGUUUCAGAAAGUUUAAGCUACACAAAGGGAACCAUGUGUUCUGCAGUUAGUACCUUAAGCCUUGGGUACAUGCCAGAGAAGAAAAAUGAAUGGACCAGUGCAAUUGUGCUACUUAGCGGAAUGACAACCCAGGCUGUUAGGUUUUAUCGUAUGAAAGGCCAUGUUGGACAGGGAUUAACGAAAAAGGCUCGUGUUCCCAACAUACCUCAUUACAGAGAUUUACGGCUUCAAAAUAGAUGGCAUGAUAUUUGUAAGGCUGUCAGGAGAGAAGAGUAUCCCUAUCAAUACAACCUCUGCAAUUAUGAUAACAAGUUUACAACUGAUUUAAUCGAACUUUGUUGGAUCCGAUAUACAGUAGCACUGAUCAAUUUUGGGGACGGAGUGAAAGGAGAGAAUUUCUCGAGAAAAUAUACCAAGGAGAGGGGACAAAGCAAGGGAAGCCAUGAAAAACAUGUGCACGAGCAACUUCUGAGGCUGACAAACUGUAGAUGGUUACCCAAGUUGCUAAACGCAAGAGUUUUAGCUCCAGAGUGUUUGGUAGGACCGAUGAUAAGAUAUAAAAAAAGCCAUGUACCUGCACCAACCGAUGCAGCUAGACUUCAAGGGAGAGGCAAGGUAUAUAAGUUUGAUGCAUCAGGCUCAUUUCUUUGGUUCAAAAGGCACAACGCCACAUCACCAGCUUCAUAUGGGACAAGUGCUGGAUGCGUGCGCACAUUGUUCACUGCAACAAUAUUCUCAAUGCAACGAUCCAGGUGUGAGGUUGACAAAAUCAAGUCAAAUCCUUUUUUUAGAUCCUUAGAUUCUGAAUUAGGAGGUGUAACUAAUCCCGUCAUGGUCUCAACCUCCGGGAAGUAUCUUUCUGGCUUUGAUCAGUUUGAAAUUUCAAAGGAGGAAAAGAAUCUUAAAAGGGAUAAAGGGAACCAAGGACCUUGGCCGUUUGUGCAAAUGAAUAUUGAAACAAUUUCAGGAAGACUUAAAGCAACAUAUGCUUCUGCGAUGCAGGUUACCAGGACAAGAAUGCAGGCUGAAAGUUUUCACCUGAAGAUAUGGACAAAAUGUUUACUUUGCAAGAAGUGAUGCGAGGAAGAUUAAGAAGAAACCAAGCCUUAUUGCUAGUUUUUCAUAUUUGUAACUGUUUGCUAUCUUCAAAAAUGUGCUUCUAUUGGAAAAAAUGUCUGCGAGGAAGAUAAGAAGAAAAAAUAGUGUGCUUUUAUAUUUGUUUUUUGGUUCUUGCAUUUCUAUUCUUCAUUAUUGGUCAUUGUUUGCUAUCUGCAGAAGGUUGUGCUUCAUAAUAUAAGUUCAUGAAUUUAUCUAACAUAUUAUUAGUAUAGAGCCCGAGCCAGGCAUGGGUGUGCAUAUAAGUUCAUUUUAGAGUUGGUAUGCAUAUAUUGUCUGGUUAUUAUUAUUAACACGAUAUCCAAGGAGAAGCCAAGUUUGCAGAAAUUUAUAAGUUUAGUAGCUUGUUGAAGUAGGGAUGGUAGUUUUACUUGACCCGACGGAAACUCGACUCGUUCCGACCCGAUUAAUCUACCCGAAGCCGAUUUUUUGGAUCUGGAUAUGGAUAUGGAUUUUAUUUUUAGACUCAAAAAAGUUUGGAUCUGGAUCUCAGGUAUUCUGAACCGAGACCCGACCCGAAAUUUGAUUCAAACCCGAUCCGACCCGAAAAUAGAGCUUACGCUAUAUUAUAUAUGGCGUAAACGCUUUUUUAUGACGGCGUAAGCACAGUAUUUUUAUUGAUUUCUGUGCUUUGAUUGCCUUUUUUUGGACAGUUGGAGAUGAGUUUGAUUUUUGUGCUUUGAUUGCCUUUUUUCUCUGUUUUUGCUGUAGUGGCUCGAAUGAUAGUGGGCAACAGUAGGAAUAGAAUUACUGUUAGGCAAAAAGAAGUGAAAGGGGAAAGAAAUGGUGUUCUUUGUAGUCAUAAUUCAAAUGAAGAUCCCUUAGGUAAUGGAUCUCCAGGUGCUGCAACAGUGUCCAGCAUGCUCAAGAGUACUGAUCUCAGCAAGAUUAAUGGGAAACUUUUGAACCUACCUUCCUUGCCAAAUGUUUCUGACUUUCAUAGAUUCAAGAAUGAACUGAAGACAUUUUUGCCUUCAGUUCAUUUUCUUCCUUCAUUCUCUGGUUAGAAUAGAUUGGAGCUUCUCGUGAAUUGUCUGCCAAAACAUUCAAUUGCGUGCCCGGCCAAGAAUUGUAUACUGGUAA
Daucus carota subsp. sativus is the source of this 2974-nucleotide messenger RNA. RefSeq lists its product as uncharacterized. Gene Ontology annotation, molecular function: rRNA N-glycosylase activity. Gene Ontology annotation, biological process: negative regulation of translation. The record is from RefSeq and is a predicted model, not a curated record. NCBI's taxonomy places the organism in Eukaryota, Viridiplantae, Streptophyta, Magnoliopsida, Apiales, Apiaceae. The transcript has 7 exons. The coding region runs from base 422 to 1852 and encodes 476 amino acids.